AUGGCUGACCCGAGUGGUGAAGCAUCGUCGUCGAGUAGUGUAUCUGAGCCAACUAUUCGCGAGGAAAUAGAAAAAGCUAACGAGGAUUUUAUAGAGCCAGAUCAAAAGAGGCGUAAAUUGCUCUGUACCAAUGGACACUUGAUGUGUGCGGGAUGCUUUACUCAUGUCCUCGCCGACGCGAGACUAAGGGAUGAGUUGGCUACUUGUCCUAAUUGCAGAAUUGAGAUUAGCAAAACUUCUGCGUCUAGGAACUUGGCCGUUGAGAAGGCUGUUUCUGAACUACCUGCAGAAUGCCAGUUUUGUGCUAAGGAGUUCCCGAGAAAUUCGCUGGAACGACAUGAAGAAAUUAUGUGUGAAGAAAGAAUAUCUAGCUGCAAGUACAGUCGAAUCGGCUGCCCAUGGCGAGGUCCAAAUCACGAGCGUGCUGAGCACGAGUCACAGUGCGUCCACCCUCAUCGCACGGGUGCUGAUGUAAUGGAAGCCCUGCGUGACAUUGACGCGCGUACCCUGGAGGAACGCAAGCACUACGACAAUAUUUUUGAUCUUCUGUCUUACGAAAAAAUCACAUUCAACGACUUGCAAAUGAAGCCAUACCGCACCGACGAGUUUGUACACAAAUUAUUCUAUGAAACAUCACGCUUCUCUGCGUUCAAUCAUCAAUGGGUUGUAAAAGCUAGAAUUAAUAAUAGCCAGAGAGAUCCCACACAGAGUUCCGAGCGUGAUAUGACUUAUCAACUGAUUUUAAAAACUAAGACAACAUAUCCCUUGGCGCUCCACUAUUUAAUCCUAAAAGGACCCUUCGGUGACAUGAAAGUACAGCCUCGCAUUCACAAAUUCGAUUUCACAGAGCAAGAUAAUGAGAGUCCGUAUUUACCACUACCAUUACCAGACACCGCUGAAUGCAACAGACUUUUAGCGGCCAAAGCAAUAAGUUUCCGGUAA
This is a messenger RNA of Cotesia congregata, 942 nucleotides long. The record is from the annotation of a GenBank genome assembly. NCBI's taxonomy places the organism in Eukaryota, Metazoa, Arthropoda, Insecta, Hymenoptera, Braconidae.